UUCAUCUCUCGACAUAGCACUCCGCGCAUCGAUUCUCAGACGAUGCUACAAGGGCUUUUUAUAAGAAUUCCUAAGAAGUGAUAGCUAAGGUCAUUGGAUUUCGAAAACUGUCAUACAUCUUCCCCAAAAGUGAGGCCACCAAAAGUCCGCAACAUUCACGAUGGCGAUUACAUUACCACAAUUCGGCGCAACCCGGCUAAGAUCAUACAUCCUUCGUUUACCUCUGUUCACAAGAUGCAUAGUAGCGAUCAUAUUCAUACUAUGGCUUGUAAGUUUGCAGUCAGCUUGGGAUUUACAGAAAUGGGGUGGCUUGUACCCAAAUGAGGUUGGGUUGCAGUCAAGUAAAUCUACCAUCUCAUACAACACUCGACCUAUUGUUACGGAUCAUGAAGCUAAUUUGACGUUAUUAUAGUGUACCGCACAAAUACUUUCCCAUUGAUACAUAUGGGUUUCAUACACAUGAUAAUGAAUACCAUUGCUCUAACUCCAUUGUUGGAGAGAUUUGAGGCAGAAUAUGGGACGUUGACCACAUUGGCAUUAUUUAUGGGCCGUAGGUUUCUCUUGAAGAGGAUGGUAUUAGAAAGGUAAAGCUAAUGGUUAUGUAGCUUUGUCGACGAUUCCUGCAUUAAUAUACACAUUCGUGGAAAGGGGGAUCUUCCAUAUGAACACAGGAGUGAUGGGUGCCAGGUAAGGAAACAUACAUCAAAUUCUACUAAGAAAUUUCCUGCUAACAAAGACUUCAGUAUUUGGGUUUUCACUUUACUUGCAAUGGAAGCGAUCAAGACAUAUAAAACAAACCCAAACUUCGUUUUGGGUACAGUCCAAAUUCCAACGUGGACAACACCAAUUAUUCUUACACUAUUUAUCUCCUUCUUGGUACCACAUACCAGCUUCCUUGGUCACCUUUGCGGACUUGUUUUUGGUUAUGGAUGUUAGUACCCCUCUUAUGCCAUGGUUCGGACCGCUAACUAACUUUCAUAGGGGGCCUUGGUUAUCUCAAAUUCUUAGCUCCACCAGAGAAGAUUUUAAGAUGGAUUGAAGGAAAAAUGAAUCUUUUGGGUAGAUUACCACACUACGUUUCUGUUGACCAAAAAACUGUUGGAAGAUAUGGUCUAUUACCUACCACCAACAAUCCAAUCAUCUCAUCGGACACAAACAUUGCUCUAGGAUUUCCCGGCCAAGCACAACGAUUGGGACCUUAAAAUAUUGAAGCAGUGAUUUCCCUUCUCUAUGUACAAAGACUACGCAUAAUUACGGAGUUCGGAUGUUCUGGGAGCGGUCAUGCUUUGAUGUUAAAAUGGUGGAAAUGGAAUAUGAUAUACGGCUUUGGUUUCUACUUUGGCUUCAGGUAGAUAGACUGCUGAUAGCUUCAGGCAUACGGUCAAUUUAUGAUUGUAUGCUUUUUAAUGACAACUAUGUAACUAGACGAAACCAUUUGGAGCUCGUCAGGCUGUGUUUAAAG
Messenger RNA from Sclerotinia trifoliorum, 1462 nucleotides. NCBI's taxonomy places the organism in Eukaryota, Fungi, Ascomycota, Leotiomycetes, Helotiales, Sclerotiniaceae. The record is from the annotation of a GenBank genome assembly.